This is a messenger RNA of Prosopis cineraria, 648 nucleotides long. RefSeq lists its product as uncharacterized. The record is from RefSeq and is a predicted model, not a curated record. The transcript is spliced from 2 exons. Gene Ontology annotation, molecular function: double-stranded DNA binding. Gene Ontology annotation, biological process: regulation of DNA-templated transcription. The coding region runs from base 28 to 453 and encodes 141 amino acids. Lineage: Eukaryota; Viridiplantae; Streptophyta; Magnoliopsida; Fabales; Fabaceae.
AUAUCUGAGGAUAAAAUUGAUGCAAUAAUGGAGAUUCUUUGUGACAACAAAUUGGAUUGUCUGCCUUCAACUGUUCCCAAAUAUGCAGUGGUUCUAACAAUGAGUUUGAAUAAACGAAUUGUUCCACGGGCUUAUGUCAUGCAAGUUUUGUUGUCAAAGGGUCUGAUGAAAAAGAAAAGCUUGCUCAAAAUGCUUGUCCGUACUGAAAGCGAAUUUUUGAACAGAUGUAUCCAGUGUCAUGUGGAGGAAGCUAGUGAACUCUUGAAGCUGUAUCAUUCUAAACUUAAUCUUGCAAGAUUACUUCCUAAUGAAUCAAUGCUUGAGAAUCAUAUGCAUCAAGAAAACAGAAAAUCUCCAGAAGUUUCAGUGGCACGAAGGAGUAACAUCUUCGUCUUAUUACUGAUGAAGCUGGUUGAGGUAGCAUUAUUCCAGAUGAAGUCAAACCUGAGAUAAUCGAGGCUUCUCGAGUAUGUAUGAUGAAGCUCGAAUUUAAUUUUCCAUACCCUUUUCUCCAAGUGUAGUUUCUUUCUUAAGGAUGCUUUGCUUUGGCCAUGUUAUGAUGCUGGUUUUCCUGAAACAUGAGAGAGGAUUUUUUUCCCUCUUCUUGUUAGUAAAAGAGAAAUAUAUAAUCAUGUCGAAUUAUUAUUA